Messenger RNA from Aspergillus mulundensis, 567 nucleotides. RefSeq names its product putative NADH-ubiquinone oxidoreductase 21 kDa subunit. The transcript has 5 exons. The coding region runs from base 1 to 567 and encodes 188 amino acids. Lineage: Eukaryota; Fungi; Ascomycota; Eurotiomycetes; Eurotiales; Aspergillaceae. The record is from RefSeq and is a predicted model, not a curated record.
AUGGCAGGCGAUAACAUCUCGACAGUCGUGCCACCGAAGCGAGCUCUUACCGACUAUCCGCUUAUCGACUCUGACCCGCAUGUGCGACGAGUUUUCGGAUAUGCGAGGCCCUCAGACUAUGCGGUUGCUGGUGCAUCUGCUGCGGCAUCUCCGCUUGCAUUCUGGGUUAUGGAGAGAGUGAGCCCUUCGCAUGUGGGUAGGGGAGGUUUCUCGCCUGUAAUGCGCCUGGCGGUGGCGAUUGGUCUUAUUGGUGGUACACACAUCCUCUACUCGAGGUCGUGCAACCGUUUCCAUGGCCUCACGGAGAACUCAAGGGAGGUUAAGAUGGACAUGAGAGAAAUGGUCGACAAGGUUAAGAAGGGCGAGCCUUUGUAUGGGGUUUCGAAAGUCUCCCCCCACCUGCAGGGCGUGGCUGCCCGGAACUCUCGAAACUCCAACUUCUUCCUUCAGGUUAUUCCGUGGUUCAACCUUGUCAACCAUGAACACCACGGUGUUGAUACAGCAAAAUACUAUCAGCAAGCCGAACGGGAGCUUGAAGCAGAGCGUCUGUCUAAGCUGAGCUCUUGA